AUGGAGACUGUUAUUCCUGAUAGCGAUGAAAUGGCAAGCAGCCAACAACCACACCCACAGAGCAUAACCGGACGGAGUAUUUCGCUUGACUGUGCACCACGAUUUGGAACAUGCGACUGGGAUUUGUUUGUCCCACCCAAGGAGUCCAGUAUCAGCAGCCCAGACACCAUCGAGAGAGCCCUUCAGACAAUUUGCCAGUUCAUCGACGAGAGCCAAAUUAUCGUCGAAGAAAAGAAGAGCUUUGUUCUUCAAGAUCCCGCCGCCGAUACCUGGGGAAGCUGGGCAAACAAGGCAAUCAGCUUCAACACCAAAAAGGAUGGCCCAGCAGUCGUCCCCGUUGGGAUGAAUAAAGAGAACCCGAGCGAGCGCCCAAAUUGGAUUCAAACCAUCAUCGGCCUCCGACGCGGUGUUUUCAAACGCUGUCCAUGUGAAAUUGGCCCAGCCCACUACAAAGGUCGUCUGGGUGACUACAUCGCGACAGUCACUAGGGAUGAGUACAAAUGUCUGGAAGGGUACUGCAGCUGUGAGAUACCGACCCACUCGGAUUGGCAGGACGAACUGUAUGCGACCGAAAAGAAGCGAGAGAUCGUCGAGUUUUUCAAGCCGGCGCUCGAGAAGUUCUUGGAACUUGAGGUCGAUCUGCAACACCGCGAAGAAGAGAUCAAAGAAUAUCUUAACGGUGAGGCCAGAUUGUAUCCGAAAGGCUUUUCACUCAUGAAAAGAGAAUAUGAAGAUUCGAAGCCAGAUGGUACAAAUAAGAAACCUCGCAUACAGUCAGCCUUGCUUCGUCCAAAAUCAUCGCAAAGCCACCUCAGCACAGACGAGAUCCCAGUUGUCGCCAAUGUGGGAGAAUCCGAGACUUUAGACGGGCUAUGCACUUUCCGCCCAAAUGCGACAGGAGCAGAAUCCUCGGGAUCGACACCGACUGAGAGUGGCGCCACGAAGGAACCAUCCGCCGGUUCUGCCAUCUUGCACCCCCCUGGAGCAUCCACUGUCUUACCCCAGGAUUCAGUCCUCCCAGAAAGACCCCCCACCCCAGUUUCGACCGCCGGGUGCCGCAUUAAGAGAACUCCGAAGGAAAGACAGGAGGCUCCCAAGUUCAUUUCCGACUACGUGAGACAGGGAUAUUCAUAUGAUCAGAUACGAGAACCGUACCGGCAUGAAUUCGGCGUCUGGCGUAGUUCUUCAGCACUGUACAAUCACUCCCUUGGGAAUCGCAAGAGAUAUGCGGGGCAAAUCAUGCAUUGA
Messenger RNA from Penicillium waksmanii, 1248 nucleotides. RefSeq lists its product as uncharacterized. The record is from RefSeq and is a predicted model, not a curated record. The transcript is spliced from 3 exons. Lineage: Eukaryota; Fungi; Ascomycota; Eurotiomycetes; Eurotiales; Aspergillaceae. The coding region runs from base 1 to 1248 and encodes 415 amino acids.